Messenger RNA from Brassica napus (rape), 945 nucleotides. RefSeq names its product putative cysteine-rich repeat secretory protein 17. Lineage: Eukaryota; Viridiplantae; Streptophyta; Magnoliopsida; Brassicales; Brassicaceae. The record is from RefSeq and is a predicted model, not a curated record. The coding region runs from base 112 to 915 and encodes 267 amino acids. The transcript has 2 exons.
GUCACCUUUCAUUCAGAUCCAUAUCCCUCCCUUCUACACAAACAUCACAGUCUUAACGCUUAUUUUACAGAGAAACAAGUAUCAAAGAAGAGCAAAAAAGUAUCCACAACAAUGUAUAUUUCACCGUCUGUAUUAAUACGCCUCCUUUUGGUCCCUAUCUUGGCCGUGGUGGCCAUACAACUUCUAUUUGUACGCGCUGUUUCGUCAGUGAACAUGACAAAUCCGUAUCUACACCAUAAAUGCUUUGUCACUCUAGGGAAAUACAAACCGGGAAGUCAGUAUGAGAAAAACCUUAAACGUAUAAUCAAUGAAUUCCCUAAAGGAAGUUUUAAGAGAGGUUUCAUCUCUAUGACCCUUGGUGAAAGUCCUGAUUUCAUAGUCAUGCUCUUUCAAUGCCGCGGAGACACCCACGGGCCCAAAUGCCGUUCUUGCUAUGCUACCGCCAAACCCGAGUUUUUUAAGAGAUGUCCAAGGCACAAAGGUGGAAUAAUAUGGUACGACCAAUGUUCUUUAUAUUUUUCUACGAUCGAUUCUUUAGGCAUGAUCGACUACGACAACAAUUUCUGUAUGUCCAAUGCAACGAAAAUAAGCGACGAUCUAUAUAACCAAGUCAAACCGCGGCAUUUCAUCGACGAUAUGAUACAAAAUGCCACUCGUGAAGCUAAACGAGAAGCGCCGUACUACAUGGCGGAGGAGAAGAGGGUGGGGAAGGAAACGAUAUAUGGAAUGGCUGAGUGCUCCUUUGACAUGUCGCAAAAAAACUGUAGGAAGUGUUUAGAACGAAAUAAUUUCUAUUUUGCGAGAUGUUUUUGGGAUAAACUAGGAGCCAGAGUUUUGGGUAAAAGCUGUAGUUUUAGGUAUGAGUUUUAUCCUUUCAUUUUACCUAAGGCCGGUCCUAAAUAUUUGAAGCCUUAAUAAGCAAUUUAUAGAAAAAGUAUUCGGAUC